GGUUGACUCUAUUUGGAGCUUUUGUGGUAAUGCAGUUUGGUGCACUCUGGGUUCGGCAUAAAGUCACCCGUCCUCUGCUCGACUACCAAAAGAUCGAGAUGAGAAGCGCUACCAUCGCUCUGCUGCCGUUCCUGUUUGCUGAGCGCGACCGCGCCGCCCUCCUCCAAAUGCGCCGCAACCGCGACGCUGAGGCGGACCUGAUGAAGAACGUGGAGGGCUGGGAGGUGGGAACGUACAUGGGAGAGCCCAUUUACAAGACGAUCGACGAGGAUGGCUGGCACGAGCCUAAGAAGUUCGAAUAUUUCGAGCACUCCGAUCCCAUGUACCUUCGCACCUUUGCCGACUGCCACCUCAGGCGAUGAGUUCAGCACUCUGCUUCGAAUUUACUCUAUCUUAUGUCUAUUUUGGACUCGUACACCCGAUGUUAUUAGUUUAUGCCGGACUAGUAACCGAGAUCGUCGUUGGUAGACAAAUGGUUGAAGGAGAUAGUAUAUCUUCAGUAAGUGCAAGUUCUUCGUAGUAAUAACCUCUGUACCGAGCGUACGAAACUAGUGCAGUGCUGCUUUACUGUCAGCCGGUCUACAUCAUAGCCCCAAUAAUGAUGGCGUGGCGAUUUUGAUGGAGAAUAACAAGUUAUGCACGGAUUAUUUCCAGCAACGCCAUGUAACAAGUGGUACUAAGCACUUUCCUUAAUCUGUAGUACCUUAUCGUCGAUUUUGUUUGUCAAGAACUAAUAUGUCUGUCAAGAACUAUAUUUCAUAUCACUGCCAGUCCUAAAUUUUAAAUUGGAGUAAAAUUCAUUAAAUAGUAUGUUGAACCUAAUGAGAUGUAGUACAUGAAAUGAUUGGCUACUUACAUAGCUGGUCCUAAGGCCUCUGUCUUACAUUCAUAUUUGGUCUCGUCAAGUCGAUGGCAUGACAGUAUCUCAUUUUCUUGUACAUAAAUGGUUGUCAAGCCGAA
Molecule: messenger RNA, 960 nt
Organism: Hyalella azteca
Lineage: Eukaryota; Metazoa; Arthropoda; Malacostraca; Amphipoda; Hyalellidae
Gene: ND-B16.6
Product: NADH dehydrogenase [ubiquinone] 1 alpha subcomplex subunit 13
Source: RefSeq, a predicted model, not a curated record